AUGAUUGUCUUCUUGGGCUGCUGUUGUGAGAUGACAUUUGCAAAUAUCCUUGCCAACGCUCUAGGAGUCACAGCUGUGCUGACUUUCUUUGCAGUUCUGGCGGUGUUGGGCUUUGAAAGCGUCUCUUCAAGCCACAGUCCCUCCUCGGAAGGGGCAUCAGGGAUGAUGUCGCCCCAGGAUGGGGACAGAGCUGUUGGUUCCACGACUGACACCGAGCGGCUUCGUCCCAGGACCCCCAACCGGAGGACGAGGUGA
Molecule: messenger RNA, 255 nt
Organism: Eimeria mitis
Lineage: Eukaryota; Apicomplexa; Conoidasida; Eucoccidiorida; Eimeriidae
Source: RefSeq, a predicted model, not a curated record